UUUGUUCUCCUCAACGAUGGGCAUAAGAUGCCACUGAUAGGACUGGGAACAUUCUCUCCUGAUAUGACUAUUAGAGAUAAAGUGAAGGAAGCCACCAAGACUGGCUUGGACAUCGGUUACCGCCAUGUGGAUUCCGCCUAUUUUUACCUGACAGAGGAAAGUAUCGGAAAGGCCUUUCGGGAGAAGUUCUCAGAUGGGGACAUAAAAAGAGAAGAUGUCUUCCACACAACUAAGCUCUGGGGGACUUUCCACCAGCCCCACCUGGUCCGACCGGCUCUAGAAAGAUCCCUUGCGUCCCUCCAGCUGAACUACGUUGACCUAUUUAUCAUCCAUUUUCCUAUAUCUUUACAGCCAGGAGAUGACCUAUUUCCUGUUGAUGAGAAUGGCGUGUCCUUGGUGGAUGAUGUUGACCUUCGCCAAACCUGGGAGGCAAUGGAGCAAUGUAAAGAUGCCGGACUCGUCAAAUCCAUUGGAGUGUCCAACUUCAACCGCCAGCAGCUGGAGAUGAUCUUAAAUAAAGCGGACCUCAAAUAUAAGCCCGUCUGCAAUCAGGUGGAAUGUCACCCAUACCUCACCCAAGAGCCAAUGUUGGAGUUCUGUAAUGCUAAUAAUAUUGUUCUGGCUGCCUACGGGGUCCUGGGAUCCCCCACAGGAACAAAAUGGGUGGAUUCGAAUUGCCCUGCUCUCUUACAAGAUCCUGUCCUGACUUUGAUUGGAGAGAAAUACAAUAAGAGCCCAGCACAGGUGUCUAUCCGAUACAUUAUUCAGAGAGGAUGUGUGCCUAUAGUGAAGAGCUUCAAUCCUGACCACAUGAGGCAGAAUCUCCAGGUUUUUGACUUUCACCUCAGCUCAGAAGACAUGGAUGUCAUUGCUAAGCUAAAUAGAAACAUGCGCUACUGGAAGUUUACAAUCUGGCGCCCAAAAUCGUGGGGCCCUGGGUUCCAAUCCAAGAGCAGCCGUGAGACGUGGACGGGGCUGGGAACCAGACAGACCAAGGGGGCCAGCGCAACCCUGAGACCAGAAUCAUGGCGUACCCUGAUAAGGGAACAUAGAGGGAAGUUAAAUGAUAAGGGUUUGAUGAAAAUAGCUGAAGCCUGGUUUCGUACAGCCAAGGCUCUCCACAAGGAGGGAUGGACAGAGGAAAUAGUUAAACGAAAUGAUGAAAUUAUGUAUGUGUAUAACAAAGCUGAUAAUGUGUCUGAACCACCGCCCUAUGAUAGCGGCGACUGGACAGAAAACUACUCCAAACCACGCCCUUCGUCUAACGCCCCAUCAUCCGUGGCCCCUCCCUCCCAGGUCAUUAUGACGUCUACCGGCCCUGGUGGCUUAACCACGCCCACCCCUUUGACACGCUCCGGUGGUGGCCAUCUUGGUAUACCCAGCCAACUCCCCGGAAGUCCCGCCCCUACUACAUCCGGUGGCGGCCAUCUUGGUAUACCUUUCAUGUCACUUCCUGCCCAGCCCAGUGUACUUCCGCCUCCUUCUGGUGGCGGCCAUUUUGGUGCACCAAGUCAGUCAGCAUCCGGAAGGCCUAUUAAGCCCAUGUACCCAGUCCUCCCGGUGCUGAAUCCCAAUGGCUCCUACCACACUGCGGUGUUCCCUAAUUUACUAAUGGGAGAUGCAUAA
Messenger RNA from Nanorana parkeri, 1626 nucleotides. Its product is annotated as aldo-keto reductase family 1 member C1 homolog. The coding region runs from base 28 to 1626 and encodes 532 amino acids. Gene Ontology annotation, biological process: steroid metabolic process. The record is from RefSeq and is a predicted model, not a curated record. Gene Ontology annotation, cellular component: cytosol. The transcript has 10 exons. Gene Ontology annotation, molecular function: ketosteroid monooxygenase activity; steroid dehydrogenase activity; aldose reductase (NADPH) activity. Lineage: Eukaryota; Metazoa; Chordata; Amphibia; Anura; Dicroglossidae.